UCAGUUUGACGUUUCCUUGCACGGUACUGUUUUGUUUACAUUCCGCGUUCGCUCACGCAAAUUCAAUCGCAAAGCAAAAACGUACCGAAAAUAAAGAAACGCGUCCGUGUAUAGUUUUCUAAUUUGCCGGCGCAUAUUUUCUCUUACCUUUUCUUUGCCAGCCCGAUAAAAAAACCAGACCACAAUGCUGGAAAUUACGUGCAACGAUCGGUUGGGCAAGAAGGUGCGCGUGAAGUGCAACCCGGACGAUACAAUAGGCGACUUGAAAAAGUUGAUCGCUGCCCAGACCGGUACGCGCUACGACAAAAUAGUGCUGAAAAAGUGGUACACUAUAUAUAAGGACAAUAUUAAGUUGGCGGACUACGAAAUACACGACGGUAUGAAUAUCGAGCUUUACUAUCAGUAAGCUUCAUUUGCCACAAAGAAAAUGGAAGCGGUUGGGACGAUGAUGCGCCGAGCUUCCGAAGGCGGCGUUGGUACUGUCGGUUGUUGUCAUCGUAUCGAUUUUUGGCGUAGCUGCUCCGUGACCACAGUAUAACGACUAGCAGAAGCGAAACUGGGCGAAAAUUAAACUACUAGGCACAAACACUAAUGCUGAACAAACGUAAACGGUCAAUAGCGACUUCAUGCCGGCAGGAAAUGAUAAGGAAACGAAACCCGAAAAGGCAAGAUUUUAAGAUAAGUUUGAGAUCGUUACGCACGAGGAAAUGAUAUUGUAACUGUUGGGCGGAAAUAAAAAUGUACUAAAAGGCCAACUAAAAGCCACACACAA
Messenger RNA from Anopheles funestus (African malaria mosquito), 772 nucleotides. It is a transcript of the gene ubl, whose product is annotated as ubiquitin-like protein 5. Gene Ontology annotation, molecular function: protein tag activity; protein binding. The coding region runs from base 185 to 406 and encodes 73 amino acids. Lineage: Eukaryota; Metazoa; Arthropoda; Insecta; Diptera; Culicidae. Gene Ontology annotation, cellular component: cytoplasm; nucleus. The record is from RefSeq and is a predicted model, not a curated record. Gene Ontology annotation, biological process: protein modification process; mRNA splicing, via spliceosome. The transcript has a single exon.